AUGACCCUUAAAAUACGCUGCCCCCAUACUCCGCAAUCCGACUUCCCCUCAACCUCCUCUUCUCCCUCGACAUCGAACGUUCGACUACCGGCUGAAACCGCUAUCGCUUCAUCGUCCUCCCAGGUUCAUUUCCAGGACCCAGGGAUUCGUACAGCGGAAACUACAAACAGCGAGGACCAAUCGCCAAAAGCGAUCGAAAGUUCUGCCGAUAAAUCAACGACCGAAUUUACAGCAAAACUCUUCGUCAAUUAUCCGCCGAACCGUCCGCGUUCCAACAUAAACAAACGCCGUCAACCCAAUCAUACUACCUGCCUUUCCUAUCCGUCUUCUCCCUCCACCAGCGUUUCCGACGACAUGCGACGCUUCAGGCCUCCUCUGGCUCGCGAGAAGCAGUCAGCGAGCUCGCCGACCACCCGAGCUCGUUUCUCGCUGUCGUAUCCUUGCGAGAGGUCAGCACGGCUUUUCUCGAAUCACUUUCCGGAGGGCCACGAACUAGAGUCGGAAUUUGUGGAGGCGUACCAGCUUCAGGAUGAACUGGGCGCAGGUGGAUACGGCUUCGUGAUGACCGCCAUUGACCGAUACAGUGGGCUCGAGGUCGCUGUGAAGUUUAUCAUCAAGGACAAGGUUCCCGAGCACUCCUGGAUCCACGACCCUACUUUCGGCAAGCUACCUAUGGAGGUUGUGCUUUUGAGCUUCGUCAAUCACGAUAACAUCGUCAAGUGCUUGGACGUUUUUGAAGAUCCGGUCUACUUUUAUCUCGUCCAGGAGCUUCAUGGAUCACCCUGGAAUAGGUCGCAGGCAUACACGCUAGACUGGCCGACGUUGGAAGGCAGCGACUUGUCUUCAGCGUCCCUCUCCACGCCUUCCCUUUCCCCUUCGACCUCUGAAACCUCGCUCGCUCCGGAUUCGCCCAGAACUCCCCCGCAUCGCUACCCGUCACUACCCAUCCCAUUUGCUAACGACCCUACGCACACGUCGUCCAGCGGGGAUCUUUCUCCUAUUGAGGACGAGCCGGAACCGAAGCACCAGAUUUGCAAGCGGCCGUCGUACGAUCUGUUCGAGUGCAUCGAGCAAUCGGAACGCAAGCGAUUAACGGAGGAACAGGCCCGCUAUGUAUUCGCCCAAGUGGUCGAUGCUGUCUAUUAUCUUGACAGUCUCGGGAUAAGCCACCGCGAUAUCAAGGACGAGAACCUUGUCAUUGACCACGAUCUCAAGAUUAAACUUAUCGAUUUUGGAAGCGCUACUAUCGUUGAUCCCUCCAAACCACGGCCGUAUUACGACCUUUUCUACGGAACCGCCGCCUAUGCAUCUUCAGAGAUUCUCCUCAAGAAGAAAUACCAGGCAGCACCAGCGGAGGUGUGGACACUUGGUGUCCUCCUCUCAUAUCUGCUUGCCGGUGUUUCUCCUUUUCCAACCAUCCGCGACGCUGUCGACGGGCGGAUCUUCCUGUCAGAGUCCUUGGGAUUGAAGCCCUCGGAAAGCGCUAUGGAUCUUCUGCGUGCCUGCCUGGAUCCGAAUCCAGAAACGCGCAUCACCAUCGCGGAAGUUGCAGCACACCCUUGGUUGCAACAAAGCCAUAUAUCGGUUGUUUCAUAG
This is a messenger RNA of Coprinopsis cinerea okayama7#130, 1596 nucleotides long. Its product is annotated as CAMK/CAMKL/PASK protein kinase. Gene Ontology annotation, biological process: negative regulation of glycogen biosynthetic process; intracellular signal transduction; protein phosphorylation. The transcript has 3 exons. Gene Ontology annotation, molecular function: ATP binding; protein serine/threonine kinase activity. The coding region runs from base 1 to 1596 and encodes 531 amino acids. Gene Ontology annotation, cellular component: cytoplasm; nucleus; cytosol. The record is from RefSeq and is a predicted model, not a curated record. Lineage: Eukaryota; Fungi; Basidiomycota; Agaricomycetes; Agaricales; Psathyrellaceae.